This is a messenger RNA of Oxyura jamaicensis (ruddy duck), 4045 nucleotides long. It is a transcript of the gene PGPEP1, whose product is annotated as pyroglutamyl-peptidase I. Gene Ontology annotation, cellular component: cytosol. Gene Ontology annotation, biological process: proteolysis. The record is from RefSeq and is a predicted model, not a curated record. The transcript is spliced from 4 exons. Bases 14 to 568 code for a protein of 184 amino acids. Lineage: Eukaryota; Metazoa; Chordata; Aves; Anseriformes; Anatidae. Gene Ontology annotation, molecular function: pyroglutamyl-peptidase activity.
CAGCUCGCUCCAGAUGGCCAGCUGGGAAUUGGAGAAGCUUGGGCUGCGAGAUGACGUAGAUCUGCACGUCUACGAAGUCCCAGUUGAAUACCAGACGGUGCAAAGACUAAUUCCUGCGUUAUGGAAAAAGCACAGUCCACAACUGGUGGUCCAUGUGGGUGUCUCGGGCAUGGCCACCACCGUAACUCUGGAGAAGUGCGGCCAUAACGUAGGCUACAAAGGCUUGGACAACUGCCGCUUCUGCCCGGGCUCUCAGUGCUGCGUGGAAGGUGGCCCGGAAUGCAUCGAUUCCAUCAUUGACAUGGACACGGUUUGCAAGAGAGUCUCAGCACUGGGGCUGGACGUCACGGUCACUAUAUCUAAGGAUGCUGGCAGGUACCUCUGUGACUUCACUUACUACACUUCCUUGUACCAGAGCCGUGGGAGGUCAGCUUUUGUUCAUGUGCCUCCACUGGGAAAACCAUAUACCGCAGAACAGCUGGGUCGGGCCCUCCAGGCUAUCAUAGAAGAAAUGCUUGAUGUUUUGGAGCAUUCGGAAGACAAAAUCAAUUGUCAGCAUGAACACUGAAAGGGGGCAGAAGCUCUCCUAGUAUUGCACUUCCAAAACUUCCCCUGCUACAGACGUACGGGGGAAAACGGUCUGAAACGUACAGAACGAGAAUUGGAGACCUCAAAAAAUGAAAAUUCCACCUCUAGAAAUUGACGUUUUUUGUCAAAUGUGCGCAUUUCAGCCUAGGCAACGAAGGAUUCGAGAUCUCUUCUUUAAAACACCUGCGACUACUCAUUCCUGAAGUGUGCGCGCGCUGUGCUUUAUCCAGAGCUUGUCUGUUGGUCAGGUGACAGCUACUGACCAGUCUAAUGCCGAGCAGAGGAAAAGUUUCUCACCUGGACUCGGCGUUCAGGUGCAGGGAAUUGAUAACUCCGUCUUCUAAUGACUAGUUCUUAAGUCGAAAGCUUUGCUUUCAUUUUGUCUUGUUUUUUCCCCUCUUUGGCCCAAAUUAUAGGUUCUGAUGUGAGAGUAUAACUGAGGAUAGUUGGAGUGGUGCGGGUUUGCCUGUUGUAAAACAGUUUCUUGGAGCUGAGGAGUCUUCAAAAUUGCUUUUGAAAUGGAAAACAUAUUUUAGUCGCUGAUCUCUCGCCCCGCUUCUCUGAGUAUUAGUCGGGUCCUCGUUAAUGUGCUGGUUAACUGGUAGCUGCAGAAGGAAGGGCUGUGGUUCGGGCUCCUUUUGUUGCAGGAGAUAGCUGUUUUAUAUACAGUGUGACCCUCCCGUGCGCCAGAUAUUUCCAAAUGUCUUUUUUAUUAGGCUCUCGAUGCCACCUUCCUCAGUCAAAUCAACCAUAUACCUCCUGUACAAAACACAUUGUUUCAUAUGUGUAUAAAACAAAUCAUUAGCGGUUAAAUAGCUUUGCUAAAGGCCACUUUCUCCACAGGAGAUCUUUAUCGUAGACUCUUGGUGCUAGCUGUUAUUUUUAAGGUGAAGGCUGACUAAUUUAUAACUUCCUUAGCUACGAACUUUCGUUCUCGUUAAAAGGUUAGGUGAAGAGUAAUGUUUAACUUAAAUCCUAAGUUGCCACCUUGAUUUAUUAUAGGCAUAAAUAUGCUAACGUGUGGAUUCAGAGACAUUCUGCCAAAUGAGAUCUUCUAAAAUCCUAAACCUCCUCCCACUGUCUGGGAACCAGAGGCAGUUUUUUGAGAACCAGGAACCAGAACCUAGGGUGAGUGUUCCCGGCUGUUUGUUAGUGCCCCCCUCCCAAUGGGAGGGUACGAAGCCCUGCUUCUGCUGGGGGCUUUCCCAGUAAUUCACUUGGGAAAGCGUACGUGCAGGUUCUGAGCAGGACUUUAAAAGUUCCUGAUGCCAGUCUUGUAGGUUUGGUUCCAAAUUACAAGACUCCAGUGACAGACAGGUGACGUUAAAUGGGAACAGACCCCAGACUGGUAACCGAUGGCCAGUAGGGCUUAUUCAGGAGCUGUUUAAAUGAAGAGGUCUGUGAUUUGAUUCUAAUACUAUUACAAAUAUAUAUAUAUAUAUAUAUAAAGCAGCUUUUUGAAAUGUUGUAGAAUAUCCUUAUUUUAAUUUUUCUAAUUAUGAAUGAUUCUGCUAUAGUAUCUCUCAGUGAGAGCUGCCACUAACGUGCUGUUUUCCAGUAGAAGUCUGGUGACAGAGGAAAUGCCACUUCUCCUCCUAAGCCUUGCGCAAGGAUGAAGACUUCUGCAGUUGUAGUAACUUUGCCGAGGGGAUCUGGGUAUGAAGAUGUUUGGUUUACCGAGGAAAUUCCCUCUGUACUUAGUGUACGGGCUUUCCUGAUCAAAAGAAUUUGCCUUCAAAGUAAAUGUUCUCUUUUGCAUUCGAAUACGAAGUAGCACUUGUCAGAUCGUCGGCAGGCAGGCAGGCUUUCUGAUUAGUAAUUUAUUAUAUUUAAUAUUUGGUUUAAAUAUUCGUGACUUGACACGUUUUUGCAACUAGUUGAGCUCCUUAUCUCCUUGUAGAUUUCUUCCUUUAUCUGGUAGGAAGUUCUUUGUCUUCGGUGUAUCCUAGCUGCUAAACUUUUUAAAGAGAUUUGUGUAUCCGGCUAAGUUCAGCGAUUGAUUUAAGUAAUUUUCAGUGUUGCUAUUUAAUUUACGUGUGACGUAGUCGCGGAUGGAAGGGGAGGGGGGAGACCGACGGUAGGGUGAGGCGGUGGGAGAUGCCCACGGGGUCGAAGUGGAUGUAGGACCCACAGGGCUCGCGUGUCGAGGCAGGAGGGAUGAUGCAGAUCCCUGCCCGGCCUCGUGCUCUGUCCGCGAGCAGACGUCCCCUGUGUUUCAGCAGGUAUCUGCUGCACGUUCAGGCUGCUUUUGGGCGUACAUGUGAGCAGCCUGGGACAUCCCUGAUGGUAGCGCGGCGCAGUUCACCCAGGGAUGCUUUGUGCUGGGUUUGAGGAAGCUCCAAAAUCCACCAGCGGGGAAGGCGGCGGCUGCUUUUGGGGAUGUGGCUCUCCAAAUUAGCUUAAUCAGCCCUUGGAGUAUUUCCUGCUCAGUGUCUGUCCUCUUCCCAGAAGCGUGUCUGGGGUCCUCUCGGGGGGAAAACCUUGAGCUGGCUUCUGCGACUUGUGUUUGUCCAAGGCCUGCGGUAGCUGACCUGCUCCGUGUCACUGUGGAAAUCUCCUUUUCAGAAAUACUUCGAGCAUUCCGUGCAGCCGUGCGAUUCCUCACAACCCGUUUUCGUGAAGCUCCCCCGUGAUCAGGAUCUUAGAAAGCAUAAUUUAUUUUAUCAUCUUCCGGCUUUUUGAGAAGUAGUCCUCAGAGAUCGUGUUAGAAAAAGGGUGUCUUGGUGGUAGAGAAAUUUUGUAUAGUGAAACUUUUUAAAAUGCCAUUAAGCUAAUUUUAUUUAAUCUGACCUAAAUUAAAUAUUUUUGUUGUUUGGUUUUUGUUUUUUUUUUUUGAAAGCUUUUUGUUAAAUCCUUUAAUUCUCGCCGCUUUUCACGUAGGUGCGGGUUUUCUUUGGAAGCAUCACCAAAAUGACGCAGAGCUUCGAAGAGCUGGCGCUUUGUGUGAUGCUCACUGUCUGCUUUCUCUUCCAGAUCAUCAAUAAAUAGGAUUUGCUAAUUUGCACUGACUGGGAGACCUGCUGCCGACUACAAAAGCGUUUGUGCUAGUGAGUAAGCGUAGGAAGUUCAGGUUUAGCGUUAAUUACAGUGCCUGCAAUUUAUAACGUGUGAAAGCUGAUAAAGUUGUAGGGUCCUGUGACUGCAGAAUUGUCUCCGGUGAUGCACGUCACCGAGGAACGGGGGUGAGAAUAUUUUGUGUGUGAGAGAGAAUUGGGGAGGUUCCAAUGUAUCGGGUCUGAUGUCAUUUUAUCUACUUGCCAGCAGCGUGGAGUAGGAAUUGGCUCGUGUGUUGGAGAGGUUUGGUGAUGACAAUUUAAUUGUUUCAGUUCUUAAAUGCUGUGGAGGACUUUGAGGAGCUCCAGGUACCCGGAUACUCCUUUGUCGUUUGGUGACUGUGAUGUCAGGAGAUUCCUCCUUUGAUUUAAACGCGGUAAUCUAUGAGACACAGCAAAACCAG